AUGAUAGCUGCAAUUUUAUUAUUCUUUUUGGGAUUUUCAUAUGAACAAUUAUUCUAUAAGAAUAUCUAUUACUUUUUGAUUGUCCUGCAAUUUAUUGAAUCCUUUGUGUAUUGGCUUCUCAGUGAAUAUCUAUUAGAAGAAUAAACACUCAUCCAACCGUUGAUGGCCUGUUUGGAAGUGGUCCAAUUCAUCAUGUUUAUGGCUGCUGAAUCUUUCUAGGAAUUUGUUAUCUCCUUCGUAAUCAGACUCUCCCUAAUCAUUGUGUUCAGAACCUACAUCAAUCCGAUCAUAAGGAAUUUCAAACAUUUUAAAAAGAAGCUGAUGAACUUCAUGAAUAAAUGGCAACCUUUCUUUAGUUUGGAAUAAGAAUAAGAGAAACAACCAGAAGACAAUAUCUCAUUUUAUUUAGGAUAACACACUGAUUCCAAAUUCACAGAAGACCAAUCAGUUGAAUACGUUAUCCAAAUGACUCUGGGUUUCAGUAGUAAGGUUCAUGCAAUCUUCAUCAAACCUAUUGUUUUGGUAUUCAUCAAAUUAUUUGAGAAAGAGUCUUAGAUUACUAAUAAUUACUACAUUGGUUUCAGAGAGUUUAAUUAUUAUAUCUACUUUGCGUUUUUUGUCAUCAUCCCUUAAAUCUUUAUAGACAUCUAUGUUUUGAAUAGUUUAGAGAUGAUCUAUGGAUUUAAGUUAUUCGAUUACUUUGAUUAUUGUAAAUAUCGAAAUGAUUUCAGAAUCCAAAAGUUCUUUGAACACUCCCUAACUUAUGAUCGUAGUAUUGAUGCCUAGUAUCGAUCUAUUGAUAAUAUGAAAUUCACAGAUCAGUUCUAUUAUAACGGCAGUCUCGUCAUAUAUAGCAUACUCCUUUGCAUUCUCGGAACCACUAUUAUGAUCAGAAACAACUAUGUUCUGUAUUAAGACCCAGCCAUUUUCCUAAUCAUCCUCUUUAUCUAUAUCUUUAUUACCUUGCUCUAAAACAUGAUGUUGUACAUCUGGAAUAAAAUAGAUGUCUGGAAGAUUAAAGAUACAAAGUAAAAGUUAAAUUUGGAUUCCCUCGAAGAAUUCUUAAAUCCUGCAAAGGAAAAUAUUGAAUAAAUAAUAGAGGUUGAUGCUUUCAAAAAGCAUUUCAUUAAAUUAAACAAAGAUUGGCUAGUCUCUAAUAUGGAAUUGUUUAUAAAUGUAGAUCAAUUCACAUAGCAUGAUGAAUUUCUAUUGUAGACAUACUAAUUAUUAUUGAAUGAUGAGAGGAAAGCUUAAAAAGAAAUUAUUAGGAAUGAGCAAAUGAUUAAGAAACAAAAGGAAUUAGAAUUGAAAUCCAAGAAAAAGAGGAGGAAGACAUCACAAUCAUAAUCCAUGAUUAAAUCUCAAAGAGAUAUUGAAGAAAUAGAUGGAUAUUAACAUACGAUUAGAAUCAAAAGAUCUUAGGCUGAAAAUUUAAGAAAGAUUGUAUCGAUUUGGUAUUACAAGGCAAAACAGACACUCUUCUUAAAAUACUUGGUGUCAGAUGUUUUAGCCCAAAAUCAGGCUGAACAUUGUAAAAGGUGUGGUUUAGACAUCGAAUUAAGAGUAGUUGAAUUGAUACCAUUUGAAAAAAUGUCAAAUCAAUUUAAAUACAGAAUUAUGGGAACUCCCUUUAAUAAAUUUGAAUGGAUUAAAUACUAUGAAACCCAUUAAAAGUUUGUUACUCUAUGUAUUGAUUGUGAGAAUGCUUAUAAAAGUAGAUUUCUAUAAAGAUAAAAUUAAAGUGCAAACGAUGUGGCCAAAUUGGCAUCAUAGAACUUUGUAGCUAAAGCAUUUGUAUUUAAAUGGCUUUAUGCUGCUAGAGCUAGAAUGCUACACAAAAAGUCAUUAACAGUAGAAAAAUUAACCUAUUGA
Molecule: messenger RNA, 1872 nt
Organism: Paramecium tetraurelia
Lineage: Eukaryota; Ciliophora; Oligohymenophorea; Peniculida; Parameciidae
Exons: 1
Source: RefSeq, a predicted model, not a curated record